ACCGAGUGUAGUAUACCGGUAGAUCUAAAGAUAGAACAGGGUUUUCCACAUAGCGAAAUAUUUAAUACGUAAUAUAUCAUGGAAUGAGAAGAUCAUAACAAAGAGAUGAUCGUUCAGAUGGGUUGAUGAACGUCUCAUAAUGGACCCACGAGGUCUUGGUCCUCCUGCUCGACAUGUCUCCCCUGUCACAGUAACAUACAGUACAGUUACAGCAGCAGGAAGUCAGCAAGGACCAGUAGUGCCUCACCCCCAGAACCGUGGCGGUCAGCCUCAUUGGAGUUUCCCUCCAGUAAAUUUAAUCCAGCAGCAAGGGCAGACAACUGCACAGAUAACUUCUCAGCAACAAUGGCAACAACAACAAUUCUCAAUGGGUGGACAAAAUCAGAGAUUGUCACAAAAUCAAAAUGAAGUCUAUAUGCCAUCACAGCAACACAACUUUAAACCACAUAUGAUAAAAUUUUCAAGACCAGCUGUACCACAGCCCCGGAACUAUGGUGGCAAUCCUUUUUUGGGCAUCCCUAAAGCAAACUUUCUUCCGCAGCAAGGGCAGACAACUGCACAGCAAGCUUCUCAGCAACAAAGGCAACAACAACAAUACUUAAUGAUUGGAAAAAAUGGUCUAUCAGCACCAAACCAAUAUGAAGUUUAUACGCCAUUUCAGCAGCAAAGCUUUAAUCAGCGGAAGACAAUCACUUCAAGACCAGCAUUGGUUUCUGAUCAGAACUAUGGUGUUCAGGAUCUUAUGGGCUUCCACAGCAGAAACACAAUCCAGCGACUAGAGCAGACAACUCCACAACCAACUUCACAUCAGCAACAGCAUCAACAAUGGCUUCAGUACCAACAACAAUUCACAAAUGAACAAAUUGCUUCGCAUAAAAAUGACGCUUAUAUGUCAAAUCAGCAGCCACACUCAAAUCAGGAGUUGAGAACCCCUUUAGUACCAACAACAUAUUAUCUUCAAAAUAACGGAGCCCCGGCUCCUUGGGGCCUACAUCCAUUCAUCCAGCAAGGGAAUACGACACAACAACCAGCUCUACAGCAACAACACCCACAUCAGCAACAUCAGUAUCGCCAACAGCACCUUAUGAAGGGACAAAAUGAGCAAUUGACACCACACACACCACAUCGGAAUGAUUUUUCUAUGCCUUAUCAACGGCCAAAUUUUGAUCAGUUUAUUACAACUCAUUCAGAAUUAGAUCAAAGAUGGGAUUCUUUAGACUGCAAAACACGACUGCAUUUGCCACCCUUAAUUCGAUUAGAAGGAUCUAUGGGAAACAUGUGCGCCUCUCCUGCUGGUCCUGUAGGAAACAUGUCCACCUCUCCUGCUAUUCCUAUGGGAAACAUGUCUGCAUCUUCUUCUGUUCAUAUUGGAAACAUGUCUGCCUUUCCCAUAAGAAAUAUAUCUGCCUCACCUGUAGAUCGUGUGGGAAACAUGUCUGCCUCAACU
Saccostrea cuccullata (small rock oyster) is the source of this 1447-nucleotide messenger RNA. RefSeq lists its product as uncharacterized. The record is from RefSeq and is a predicted model, not a curated record. The annotation marks the transcript as partial. The transcript has 7 exons. NCBI's taxonomy places the organism in Eukaryota, Metazoa, Mollusca, Bivalvia, Ostreida, Ostreidae.